Molecule: messenger RNA, 1003 nt
Organism: Nicotiana attenuata
Lineage: Eukaryota; Viridiplantae; Streptophyta; Magnoliopsida; Solanales; Solanaceae
Product: ATP-dependent DNA helicase PIF1-like
Exons: 1
Biological process (GO): DNA repair; telomere maintenance
Molecular function (GO): DNA helicase activity
Source: RefSeq, a predicted model, not a curated record
AUGGCAAAAAAAAAUAUAAUUGAAGCUCUUGAUGCACUUCUUAAAGAUAUUAUGGAUGUGAAUACAUUAUUCGGAGGUAAAGUAAAUGUAUUUGGAGGUGACUUUAGGCAGACUCUUCCAGUUGUUCGCAACGGCAAAAAAGAAGAUUUUAUUCAUGAAAGCUUGUUAUAUUCUAAUGUUUGGAAUAAACUUGAGAAACUGCAUCUAUCUGAAAAUAUGCGCGCAAGAACAGAUCCAUCUUUUUGUGAAUAUUUACUUAGGAUUGGAAAUGGAAAAGAACCAACAAACUGUGAAAACAAAAUUGAGAUUCCUGAUUCUUUUGUUAUUCCUUUUACUACAGAAGAAGAAUCUUUAGAUGUAUUAUUUAAUAUAACAUAUCCCAAUUUACAUGCAUUUUCCCCUAAGUCAUCUAUGUUUACUUCUCGUGUUAUUUUAACAACGAGGAAUGAUUUUGUGAAUGAGAUAAAUAAUAUGUUAAUCACUAAAUUCCCAGAAAGGGUUACAACAUUUGUUGCAAUUGAUGAAACUAUUGAACCGAAUGAUCAAAGUCAAUUUGAAGAUUUCCUACAUAGUUUAGAUCCUCCUGGUCUACCUCCUUAUAAGUUAACUUUAAAGGAAAAUUGUCCAGUUAUAUUGUUACGAAAUUUGAAUCCCUGUGAAGGUUUAUGCAACGGUACUCGAUUAACAUGUUGUGACUUUAGAACACACGUCAUAAGUGCUAAAAUUGAAAGCGGUGACUUCAAAAAUACACAUGUGUUUAUACCGAGAAUACCAUUGUUAGCAUCACAAGACGAGAAAAUACCUGUUCAGUUUAAGAGAACACAAUUUCCUUUAAGAUUAUGCUUUGCUAUGACGAUAAAUAAAGCUCAAGGUCAAACAUUAGAUUUUGUUGGAAUCUAUUUACGCGAACCUGUUUUUUCACACGGCCAACUUUAUGUUGCUUUAUCCAGAGCCAAAAGCUCAAAAUGUGUCAAAGUAUUGAUUCGUCCACCUACAACAAACG